Molecule: messenger RNA, 657 nt
Organism: Parnassius apollo (apollo)
Lineage: Eukaryota; Metazoa; Arthropoda; Insecta; Lepidoptera; Papilionidae
Source: the annotation of a GenBank genome assembly
AUGGACAGAAAGAUAGUGCGCAAAGGGCUACUGCCUGGAGGUCACCAGGGCGCGUCUGGAACUGGCGCUGGACGCGACAGCAUGCGGGCUGCCAGCCAAGCGUGGGGUGCUGCAAGACCACCUAGCAGCCCCCCGCAUCCAUCAUCCCCACCAGAAGUCUUGGGUGUCGGAUGGGUCUUCUCAGACUCAGUAAGCGGCACCCACCGCUGGUGGAGCACGCCACAUGCGUUGAACACAAAUAAUGAACGCAAACGCACUGCGGGCGUACUUAGGGCAAAAGGGGAAGAAACUGGAUGUUUGGCGUAUCGGGCUCGGAUGCAUCGCUUUUUUGCAGAGCUGGAGCCAUCUCUAUCCGUCACUGAGCAAAACCUGGCAGACCGAGUUCGGUACAUCCUGCGCUCCAACAUAUUUGGUGGCGCCAAACUCGAACGACUACGAUGUGAGGCUGUUCCUUCAUCGGAUGGAAAUGCUAUGGCAGGGAAUGCGGCGCCACUAAUUGCGCAGCAAACUGCAUAUAUGGAUGCUGCCGUGGAUAUUCCAUUUGUGGUUGAUUCAGACGAUGGUGAAAUAGUCUCCUACGAACCAGAGAAAAUGAGGAGCAUAUUGGAAGAGUCGAUGCUGGAAACGCGCAGUACACCUCUAGAAAAUCGACCGUGA